AGGAAUUCGCGGAGAGGAGGAUCGAGGAGGGGGAGGAGGAGGGGAAGAAGGAGGAGUUCAUCCUCCUAAAUCAGGUCGCACUGCCCCGGGAGAGAUAAAAACCCCAGCACCCCGCCACCGGGAGGUGGUACAACGAGGUUCUCCUGACAGUUUUGGAACCAGAGAGGAGAGAAAUGCAUUCCCUCGUUUUCUUCCUUUCGUUGCUUCCGCUGACCUCGAGAGCAGGUCAUUGGUGCUAUGACUCCCAAGACGUGCAUUGUGGACCCAGUAAUUGGCAGACUCAGUUCGAAACAUGUGGAAAGAAGAAACAGUCUCCAAUUAACAUUGUAACCGGGAAAGCUAAGCUCAAUUCUUCUUUGUGUCCCUUUAACUUUGAAGGCUAUGAUGAUGAUAUGGAAUGCACUAUUAGAAAUAAUGGGCACUCAGUUCAGGUGGAUUUAGCAGGAGACAUCAGUAUUAGUGGUGGAGGUCUUCCUGGCACAUUCAAGGCGCUUCAGUUCCACUAUCACUGGGGAACGACAACUCUCCCUGGGUCAGAACAUACUAUAAAUAGGCUGCAGUACCCCAUGGAGUUACAUAUAGUCCACAUGAAUGUAAAGUACCUGUCGCCGCAAGAAGCUUUAAAACAUUCAGAUGGUCUGGCUGUGCUGGGAUUUAUGAUUAUUGAGUCAGCAGAAGCUAGUGAUGGAAGCAAAGAUGUGAUCGAAGCUCUGAACAACGUGCAACAUAAUGGCACUACAUUCAAGCUGAAACGAUUUUCAUUGAAAAAUAUGAUUCCCGAUCAAGAAAAGCUUAAAAAAUAUUACCGUUAUCAAGGCUCAUUAACGACUCCACCUUGUAGUGAAGCAGUGAUUUGGACGAUGUUUGCAGAACCCAUUCAGUGGAGCAAUGAUCAGAUCAAUGCAUUUCCUGAAAAAAUCUUCUUCAAUGGCUCUGAAUACAUGGUUAAAAACUUCAGGACGGUUCAAAACCCAAAUGGUCGCAUGGUCUAUGUUUCAAAUUCAGCUGUUGGGUCCUUUCAUGUUGCGCUGCUGUGGUCUGUACCUGUGGUCUGGGCAUCUGUAUUAUUAAACUGACUAACUUAAAGAUUCGAUUCAUAUGGAGUUUCCUCUCCUGCCUCAUGGAUUUAGAAGGAAAUCCCAGUAACCAAAUUUAACAAACUCCACAGAUUAACCCCAAGCAACAUUUACCUUGCUGUUAGAAGGUUCCCUAAGGGAAAAUGAGUAAGAUGGUCUAUCCUCUUGUCAUUUUACCUCUACCAGCACAGUUCCAUGAUAGGAGGUACUCAUAGACUUGCUUAUUAUUUUCAGAGAGUGUGCAGGGUGGUAUAUUGGGGGCUGUUUAAUCAAAAAACCUUGUUAAAACAUGUUUGACUUCAAUCAACUGAUGCCUUUCUAAGCCAGGCAAAACAAGAAGGCACUUUAAGUUGUGAUAAGUUAAAUACUUGCAAAAGUAAGUAAAACAAAGCAUUUGAACACCUACUGUACGUUUUACUUCUUCGAAGUCUGUAAAAGAGGAGCCGGUGAUUUUGUUCAGUUUCAGAAAUAGCAACUGUUUGUACAAUUGUCACAAGUCGCUUUCACCCUUUCAUUGAUGAAGCUAGUACAGCUUCAUAAGGGAAGACAUUGAAAGUAAUGAGGGCUAUGGAUUGUGGGACGGUGGUAGUGAAGAAGGUUUUUUUAACUGUUUCGGAAAGAUGUUAGGGUGACUUUAAUUCAGGAAGUGGCAAAGUUUGACCCUGGGGAAAACUAAAAAGAGUUAUGUCAAUUGUAUGGAGACCAGAAAGUCUGAGAUUGAGUAAUAGAGUGGAGGAGAGUAACUUUCUCCUGUAUGCGCUGAUCCGGAAUAUAGUAGUCGGAAGCAGAGGGUACUACUUAUAUACUUGAAAAGAUAAAAAUAUUCAGGGCGAUAAGGAUCAAGGCUAACUGGAGAUUUAGUUCAAAGAUCCAAUGCGUUCAAAAUGGCUUCCUUCCAUGCUGAAAGAUUCCACUAGUUCAGGUCAGAAUUCUUAAGAAAUUUGGAAAUGCAAGAGUGCAGAACCUGGAAUUUGGAGCAAAGCAGGUAAGGUAACUGGAAGAAUUCAGUGGACUGAGCAACAUAGGUGUGAGCACAGAGGCUGUAGUUCUGUACCUGGUCUAAGAUUGCUGAGGAAAGAUGGCCAGAGUAUAGAAGUAAGAGCAAGAGUAGAGGCAGAGGCUGGUACUUGAUGGGUGGACACAGAUAAGGGAGGAUUUGUAGGUACACAGAACCAUAUAGGAGAGGGGAGAGGACAGCACAGGAGUCAAGGGAGAAGAAACCCUGUUGAAUAGGUUUGUGGGUGAUGGGGCAGAUGGAACCUAUCCACCAGGGUUUCUUCUCGAUUGGUUCACCUUCGUUAUUCUCUCCCCGUCUCUUACCUGGUUCCAUCCAUUACGUCUUGGUGCUCCCUUCCUCCUCCCCAUCCAGUUUCAUCUGCCUAAUUGUCCUCCACCAAUUGCCCACCCAGCUUUGCCUCGCCCCUUGCUCUUGCUCCUUUAUACUGGCUCUCUUCCAUUAAAACUCUCAUUCUGGAAAUAUCGAGCAUCCCUUUGCCUUUACAACUGAUGCAAAACCCGCUCAGUUCUCCCAGCAGUUUAGUUAUUUUAUUUCCAAGGAAUUUUUCUGGAAAACUGAGACUAAACUCUUUGUGGGGUUCUGAAGGGCCAGUGUGAUUACUCUUUGCCAAAACAAAAAAAUCUUGAGUGAUUCUAUAAUAUUCUCACUUGAUUUUUCUCACUUGAUUUUACUCAGUAGGAAAUCUUCUGCUGCAUCCCCACUCAGAGCUGAACUAAAAUUCAAGCCAGAAUCUGCCAUUGACAUUAGACAUGCAUUCAAAACUGAUCCUUAUGAAGGAGACUACUGGCUUGAGAAAGUCAGACCCAUAUAAGUUUGAAACUGAUUACAAUAUAUUGAGAUGGAAUUGGCUAUGUUGGGUUUUUUCAAUCUCAUUAAAUCAUAAGUAGAUUAAUUUUAAAAUUCAAAGCACUAAUAUAAUAAAUAUAUUUUAGAAAUGCCUGCCUUAAGUUUCCUUCUAAAAUAGAUUUUUGUUUCUGGAAUUGCUUCACUUUGCUAAAUGUUUUAAUGUGAUAGAUUAAUUUUGUUUUUAAUGGAAUUGGUGGUAAGUUUUUCAUAGUGGGCAUCAGGUAUAGACUUGGAACUGAAGAAAUUCAAACUGAACAAAUUGGAAUUGCUUUAAUUUUUCAUCUAUUUUUCUACUCUCGAAACUACUGUUUAAGAACUGACGGUUAACCAAUAACACGUGUAAUUAAAAAUGUAUCCAGUUUAAAUUUUGUCAGCAUUAACUUUAAAUAAAAAUGUAACUGCACUGGUGAGAAGUAUUGUCAGUAGAGGUGUCCCAAAAAUGUAUCAUUACACCAGCAAUUACCCUUUUGGAAAACUAUUCCAUUCUUCAAUCAUGUUUAAUGCAAUUCUUCCAACUAAGACAAAUUCAUUUGUAACCUUAAUAAUAGAGUCUGUAAAAGAGGAAAUAAAAUUUUAUACUAGAAAUGAUUUCUUCCACUUAUUUAAAAAUAAUUAGAAAUAUUUGUUCACAUAACCUUUUGAAAAUGUUGUAGGCUGUCACUUGUAGGCUUGUUAAAUGUGCGGUCUCCCAUUGUUGACUGAUACAUGAUAUUUUUUCUUGAACAGUCAUUUUCAUUGUUUUAGCCCAGAACGACGCGGUAUUUUUUGUUGGUAAAAUCAGAGAGGAAGUCUUUUACAUGACCCAGGUCAUGUUUAACUCUGUACAGCCUUUGUACUCACACCAGGAUCUGAGUUUGAAUUUCGAGAAAUGUUCUGAGUGACUAACAGGAUUGUCUCUGGAUAUUGUUUGUUCACCAGUGCUGAGAUACUUUACCUCAUUGCAGUUACUGAUUGAACAUCAUUUAUAAAGUUCUGAGAACCAUGAGCAAUGAGAUUUGGCAGGGAAUAAUCUUCAAAAUAGAAGAGAAAUGAUACUGGUCUAUAGUAAGCAGGUAGAUGAGUUAAUAGCAGUUGUAUUGCGUUUAGUUAGUACUGUCCUCAUUAAGUUCAAAAUUCUUUAAUGUGAAAGAGGUUGGCCUGUAAUAUAUAUGCCUAUGUAUUUAUCCUUUGUGCUCAGGAAACUGGCUUUCCUGAAAUAUAUAAUGCUUGCAUAUAACAUAUACAUUGACUUGUGUGAUAAUAAUUGGCAAUUUAGUUAAUUUCAAGCACAGAGGUUCUCUGAAUGUAGAUACAGAAGGAAUUUCUUUUCAUGCGGUAUAGAAUGAUACAAUUUCAAUUGUACCGGAAUCACGUCAAGAAUAGAAGAACAUUGUUGACAAAAAAAGUUAUGGGCUCAAGUAAGAAGGAAAAAAUAAUCCAUCCAGUUCUGUUCUUGUCUGGCGAGAGUGGCUGAGUCCAAAGCAGUUGAUUUUUUUCCCCAUGUGCUUUCUGUCUAAGUGUACUGUUGCAAACUAACACCAGAACAACACCUUUCUGAACAAGUAUAGUUGAUUUCCUUUUUUUUUACCUGUAUUGGAGCAAUAUAUUUUUGUUAGAAAUUAAUGUUUGAAUAAGAAUUAUAAAAUAGUCAAUGUUUUCAAAUUGUACUGUAUAUUACUGGGAAGUUAUGGCAAAUAAAUGUGGAUCCUGUAUAAACUGUAUGCAAUAAAGAACUCCUGUAAUAUUUCUG
Messenger RNA from Hypanus sabinus (Atlantic stingray), 4669 nucleotides. RefSeq names its product carbonic anhydrase IV a (gene ca4a). NCBI's taxonomy places the organism in Eukaryota, Metazoa, Chordata, Chondrichthyes, Myliobatiformes, Dasyatidae. Gene Ontology annotation, molecular function: zinc ion binding; carbonate dehydratase activity. Bases 174 to 1076 code for a protein of 300 amino acids. Gene Ontology annotation, cellular component: plasma membrane. The transcript has 8 exons. The record is from RefSeq and is a predicted model, not a curated record.